Cladocopium goreaui is the source of this 1587-nucleotide messenger RNA. NCBI's taxonomy places the organism in Eukaryota, Dinophyceae, Suessiales, Symbiodiniaceae. The record is from the annotation of a GenBank genome assembly.
AUGGGAACCAGCGAAAGCUGCUGCAAGAAGGAUGUGGCGCCUGUGGCUUCCAAAGAGUUUAAGGAGAUUAUCCAUGCAGCUCCGGUCAUGGAAGCUGAAGACCUGGCUAAGAUGGGCGACGACCUCCAGGAUUUGAGGAUUGAGGAAGUUGAUGACGUUGAUGCUGCACCCACAGAGUUCGAAGCGGAACAUGCUUCGGAGCCAGACGUCAGCCUGGACCCCCGUUUGCUGCGCGGGAUCUCUUUGCACCGAUCCUUACGAGAUCUCGGACGGGUCUGGAAGACUGCCCCCAGCAAGUUAAGAGAGGUGGAUCACGCCUUCCUGUCCAGGAGGGUCACUCAGGUGGAUGGUUUUGAUGUGUUCUUGUCGCACACAUGGCAGACCUCAGGGAGAUUGAAAGUUUGGGCCCUGUUGCUUCGGACGGGCUGGCCCUGCAUCCUGAUCUUGUGGUGUUUCUUCAAUGUGAUGGCGGCGUCACUCUACGUUGCGGAGCUGCUUCCAUAUCACACUUGGUACUACGAUACGUCCUACAACUUCGCGGGCUGGGUGCCUCACGGUCUUUGGAUGAGGGCUGCGGCGAUUUUGGCGGUCCUGAUGGGCUUGGCUGUGGCGCCCUACCGCUGUAGCUCUGAGAUUUGCUUCGUGGACGUGGUGAGUAUCAACCAAGCAGAUCCACGGUUGACAAGACUUGGGGUCUACGGACUGGAAGGUUUUCUGUCAAAAUCGAAAGAGCUCCGAGUUCUGUGGAGCCCUCCGUUGCUCUCGAGGCUUUGGUGUAUCUUUGAGCUGGCAGCCUUUCGCAAGGCCAAUCCAAGUGGUCAGGUGGUCCUGGCUCCACUGUACGUGGAAACUAUGAUCGGCAUGGUCAUGAUGGGGUUAAUUGUCAUCAUGAUUACCUUCAUGCUUGCUCAGAUACUGGCCUGGGGUGAAUUUGGAUACAUCUCUACCGCCUUCAGCCUGCUUCCAAUACUUCCACUAGUCCACUAUGUCCGAAGAACAUUGCGAGAGAAAAGAAGGCUGGUGGCUGCACUCGAAAGCUUUGACCUGCACGAGGCUGGUUGCAGCACUGACUUUGACCGAGAGUUCAUACAUGCGCGGAUCUCUGAGUGGUAUGGUAGCCCGGAGGCCUUCACUGAGUACGUGCGAGGCCCAUUGUUCCGAGAACUGGCAGGGCCCUUGUCCGGCAUCCAGGUUCCAAUCGCUUACUGGGCUCUAAUCGCAGCAAUUGAGACAAGCUCUUUACUAGAGUUUCAAAUGAGCUACUAUCUUGGCGGGGCUCCCUGGGACACGUUGCUUUCUCAUUUUUUGGCUUCUGUCCUCGCGAGCGUGCUAUGGCGAGUCGUUUGCUUAACUCUUUCUCUUAACCUUUGCGAUUGGUGUAGCGCUCGCAGCAGCUUGACCAUUGAUCUCCUCAAGAGCUUCUUGGUUUGGAUCCUGACAUGUGGAAUCCUCUAUGUUUCCAUGGUACUGGACUUCAUUUGCCAACGCGGAGGCCCCUUGACGGCAGCACUCAAUGCCUUGGCCGCAAUCUUCGUGGCGUUUUUGUCCCUGGGUGGCUGGAACUGGCUCUGUCGUGGACGGCGCUGA